Arabidopsis lyrata subsp. lyrata is the source of this 1170-nucleotide messenger RNA. RefSeq names its product B-cell CLL/lymphoma 7 protein family member A. Bases 180 to 884 code for a protein of 234 amino acids. The transcript has 3 exons. Lineage: Eukaryota; Viridiplantae; Streptophyta; Magnoliopsida; Brassicales; Brassicaceae. The record is from RefSeq and is a predicted model, not a curated record.
UGCAGCAAACCAAUAAAACUGGUCGCUUCGCAAAAAACUGAGAUCUGAGUUCGUUCUUUCGUCGUCUUACGGUGGAAGAGACGAAAUAUAGUGUUUUUUUUUUUUUUUCUCUAAACAAAAAUUAAAUUUCUUAACCGGAUUGGGAUUUGAAAGUUUGGAUUUUGAUCAGUGAGUUUGUUAUGGAAGGAGUUGGGGCACGGUUAGGUAGGUCCUCGACUCGGUACGGACCAGCUACGGUAUUCACCGGUCCGGUGAGGAAGUGGAAGAAGAAGUGGGUUCACGUCUCUCACUCCACUAAGAAAGACAAUAAUAGCUCCUCUGGUUCCGCCGCUGUAGCAGCUUCCGUCGUUAACGGUGGUUCGAAUUCUGACGGCAGUAAUGGAUCGCAUUUGUUGUUGUAUAAGUGGGCGCCAUUGUCUCAGAACGGUAACGGGAAUGAAGAUGGUAAAAGUGAGAGUAAUUCUCCGAGUGAAGAUACGGUGACGACGGCGGCAGAAGAUCCUCCCCGGCGUAGAUUCAAAUACGUUCCGAUUGCUGUGCUUGAGGAACAGAAGAAGGAGAUUACAGAAAUUGAGGAAGAUGAUAAGAUUGAGGAGGACGACAAGAUUGAAGAGGAUAAUAAGGUUGAGCAGGAAGAAAAGGUUGAUGAGGAAAAAACUGUAGAGGAGUCGAGCGAGAAGAAAACGGAAGUGGAGGAAAAGCCUGACAUCAAUGAUGUUCCGAUGGAAGAUAUUCAGGAUAAAGAAAAAAUAGUACAGGAUGAUGAAGAAAAAGUAGUGAGACAAGAUUUGAACGAAAGCACUGUGGAUUUAGGACUGAACUUAAAUGCAAAUGAUGCGGAUGCUGAAAACGCCCCGAAAGAGGACAAGCCAUUAGAAGAAUGAUAAACUGGGUGCAUCGGGUUUGGUUCCUCGCCCUCAACUCUCAAUAUCAUUAGGAAGAAAGACAUACAGAGAGAACAAAGCAGUCAUUAGAUAUGGACGCAGAUCCUUGAUUUGGUCUGUAACCCCAUGGCUUAUUCCUUUUGUUGUUAAUGGAAACGGCUCAUUGAUUCAGACUGAUCAUUCAAUUCAUAGGAAAUUUCUUGUCUUUUUGUCUGAAAUUUUAGUUUUGAUUCAACAUUCAGAACAUUUAAUUUCUCUGUGGAGUACUUAAUGAUUUACUUUCAAA